Messenger RNA from Oryzias melastigma (Indian medaka), 6749 nucleotides. Its product is annotated as neuropilin-2. The coding region runs from base 1417 to 4212 and encodes 931 amino acids. Gene Ontology annotation, molecular function: semaphorin receptor activity; vascular endothelial growth factor receptor activity. Lineage: Eukaryota; Metazoa; Chordata; Actinopteri; Beloniformes; Adrianichthyidae. The transcript has 17 exons. Gene Ontology annotation, biological process: angiogenesis; axon guidance; vascular endothelial growth factor signaling pathway. The record is from RefSeq and is a predicted model, not a curated record. Gene Ontology annotation, cellular component: membrane.
CCUCUGUUCACAAACCAAAAUCUGAGCGCCAAAAACGCACGAGCGCAGCUCUGACUGUCCAGCUGGAGAUCAGCUUUUGGUUCAGACUUGGAGUGUGCGUGUGCACGUCAGUGUGCGUGUGAGUGUGCGUCCACCAAGAAGUCACAACAUUUUCUUAGGGGCAAAAUUUAAUUUGUUUAAAAAAAAAGAUGACAAGUGUGUGAAAGUUGGCUCCGUUUGUUCCCAUGAUGCAGCGCGGCUGCGUUUCCAGCUCCAGACUAAUAAAUCUGUUUGUGCUGAAACGUUUCUUUUUGCUGCUGGAAAUAAAAAUCAGUUUUCCUCCCGGCAGUGAAAGAAAAAGAAGAAAAAAAAAGUUUAAUGGGAAUUUGCCUGAAACCAAACCAGGAGAAAGAAAGAGUUUUGGGAGAGGAGAGGGGAGAAAAGAGGAGAUCAGGGAGAGGAGAGGAGAGAAAAGAGGAGAUCAGGGAGAGGAGAGGAGAGAAAAGAGGAGAUCAGGCAGAGGAGAGGGAGAAAAGAGGAGAUCAGGGAGAGGAGAGAACGGAGGGAGUCCAGGCUGAGGAGUGAGCAGAGACCAAACUGCUCUUUAAUCAGUGAGGGGCUAAAUAGAGGCGGGCCGAGCUGCCUACUGUAAUCCGAUACGCGCUCACGUGUACGGCGCGCACGCGCCCCGAAACAGGGGACGGAGCGAGCAGCGCGGCUCGCUGCCACACAGCCAGAAGAGUCUGGAGAGGAAGGAGCGCCGCGCAGAGCCCGCAGAGAGCGGAGAGACACGCAGCCUGCGGCGCAGCGCGGAGGGCACCGCGCGCGCCUCCUCACACUUUACGCACGUGAAGCGCAGCGCCUCUUUCCAGGAAAUCUGAGCGUUUCUGGAUGAACCUGCAGCCGGACGGAGAAGUGGAGGAAACGCGCCGCUAGAUGAACGCGGUUCCGUCUGGAGGAAGUUAAACUGGAGGUUCUGGAGCGGUUCGGGACGGAAUGGACUUAAAGAGUCUAGAAACCAAGAGUGGUUUUGCUGUCCGGCCUGUGAUUUUAUUUUUUAAGUUCCACAUUUAGAGCUUCGCGUGUCACCUGCAGUUCCAGGGUCAGUUCCCACGCGCGUUUCCCCGCAGAGACCCGGCGCGCGCCGACUGUGCGCAAAGCGAUGGAUCCCGCAGCUUCAGAACUCCGUUUGGAACGAAAAUUCCGCUGAUUUGGGAUUUUAUUUUGGAAAACGCAGCUGCUGCUCGCUGACAGAAAAGGGGAAGUUUGUUUCAGAAACAGUUACGCGUUCUUGGAGAGCGCAGCGCGCGGGAAGCGCGGGGCCGACCGCUCCGAGGCUGCGCUCCAAACCCUGGAAACAGGCUGCGGGGCUGACGCGGUCCGCGCGAGUCCGAUCCGUUUCCGCGCGAGGGCAGGGAGUGUUUCCACUGCGAGAAGAUGGAUUUACCCGCGUGGAUGUGUGGAUGUAUUCUGGCGUUUCUGCUGCCUUCAGCGGGAAAAGCGUCCAAAGGAGCGCCGGAGCCGUGCGGCGGCUACCUGGACGCCAGCGACGCCGGAUACAUCACCACCCCCGGCUACCCGCACGAGUAUCCGGCCAAUCAGAACUGCCGCUGGAUCAUCACGGCCCCCGAGCCGUCUCAACGCAUCAUCCUCAACUUCAACCCUCACUUUGAGAUCGAGAAGCUGGACUGCAGGUAUGACUACGUGGAGAUCCAUGACGGGAACUCUGAGUCAGCCGAUCUGCUGGGGAAGCACUGCAGCAACAUCGCCCCCGCUCCCAUCAUCUCGUCGGGGCCGUCGCUCCUCAUCAAGUUCGUGUCGGACUACGCCCAGCACGGGGCGGGCUUCUCACUGCGCUACGAAAUCUACAAAACAGGCUCGGAUUGCUCCCGGAAUUUCACCAGCCACUCCGGCCUCAUCGAGUCUCCGGGCUUCCCGGACAAAUACCCCCACAACCUGGAGUGCUUCUUCAUCAUCGUGGUCCCCCCCAGCAUGGAUGUCACCCUCAACUUCCUCACCUUCGACUUGGAGAACGACCCCCUCCCAGGAGGGGAGGGGGAGUGCAAGUACGACUGGCUGGAGGUGUGGGACGGGCUCCCCGCAGUGGGCCCUCUGAUUGGUCGAUACUGUGGGACGAGAGUUCCUCCUGAGAUCCACUCAUCCACCGGGAUUCUCUCCCUGGCCUUUCAUACCGACAUGGCAGUAGCUAAAGACGGCUUCUCCGCCCGGUACAACAUGACGCAUAAAGAAGUCAGCGAGACUUUUCAUUGCAGUAACCCUUUUGGUAUGGAGUCUGGAAAGAUCACCGACGAGCAGAUCACCGCCUCCUCCACGUUCGAAGAGGGACACUGGCUUCCACGACAGGCCAGACUCAACUGCAACGACAACGCGUGGACGCCCAACGAGGACAGCGUCCGGGAGUACAUUCAGGUGGACCUUCAUACCGUGAAGGUGCUGACCGGCAUCGCCACGCAGGGCGCCAUCUCCAAGGAAACCCAGAAAACGUACUAUGUGACCACCUUCAAGCUGGAGAUCAGCACCAACGGAGAGGACUGGAUGAUCUACAGACACAGCAAGAACCACAAGAUUUUUCAUGGCAACACCGACGCAACAGAGGUGGUCCUGAACCGGAUCCCACAGCCGGUGCUGGCCCGGUUUGUGCGGAUCCGGCCUCAGACGUGGAAGAACGGCAUCGCCCUCAGAUUUGAGCUCUACGGUUGUCAGAUCACAGAUGCUCCGUGCUCCGAGCUGCAGGGGAUGCUGUCUGGGCUGCUGCCAGACUCGCAGAUCUCUGCCUCCUCCAUGAGGGACAUCCACGGCUCCAUGGGGGCGGCCAGGCUGGUGGCCAGUCGCUCCGGCUGGUUCCCCAACCCCACGCAGCCCAUCGUGGGAGAGGAGUGGCUGCAGGUGGACCUCGGCGUGCCGAAGAUGGUGCGUGGCGUCAUCACUCAGGGCGCCCGAGGGCUGGAGGGCAGCACCAGCGCCGAGAACCGAGCGUUCGUCCGGAAGUACAAGCUGGCUCACAGCCUGAGCGGCAAAGACUGGAGCUACAUCCUGGACAGCAAGACCGGCUUCGCUAAGGUCUUUGAGGGGAACAGCCACUACGACACUCCAGAGGUGCGGCGGUUUGAUGAGAUCGUGGCGCAGUACAUCCGGAUCUUUCCGGAGCGAUGGUCUCCCGCCGGGAUCGGCAUGAGGAUGGAGGUCCUCGGCUGUGAUCUUCCAGAAGCCACCACCCUCCCCGACACGGCGAUCCCCACCUCUCCUAGGGCGGAGCAGACCACCCCCGCAUGGAGAUCUGCCACAACGCCAUCACUGUCGGCCGUGUGCGACUUCGAGCAGAGUCUGUGCGGCUGGUCGGCCGAUCCUCACUCCGGAGCCAGCUGGUCCCUGACCACGGCGGCCCACAGCUCACCGGGACACAGCUCGCACGGGACGAGGCAGGACCUGGCGCUUGGAUCGGACAACUUUUCUGGGAACUAUCUGAACCUGGACGCCGGCAGCCACAGCCAGCAGAAGAAGGCCCGGCUGCUGAGCCCGGAGGUGGAGCCGGAGCGAGGCCCGCUCUGCCUGCAGUUCCACUACCAGCUCCAGGGGGAGGCCCAGGGCAGCCUGAGGGUCCUGCUGAGGGACAGCGACCUGGACGAGACCCUCCUGUGGGAGCUGAGAGGGGACCAGGGGCCUCACUGGAGGGAGGGCCGAACCAUCCUGCCCCAGAGCCCCAAAGAGUACCAGGUGGUGUUUGAGGGUUUCUUUGAGAACCCGACCAGAGGCCACAUCCGGAUAGACAACAUCCACAUGAGCGACAGCAUCCAGCUGGAGCAGUGUGCACAGCCUCUGUUCGCCUUAACUCCAGAGAUCAGCAGGGGUGCCAUAUCUGGGAUGGAGCCCACCGUUGACUCAGUGUUGAUGCAGCCGCUCCCCGCCUACUGGUACUAUGUGCUGGCGGGAGGCGGCGCCCUCUUGCUGCUGGCGACUGUAACCGUGGCGCUGAUUCUGUGCUGCCAUCGCUACCACUGGGCCAGCCAGAAGAGCGGCGGCGGCCAUCAUCAUUCGGUGACGUACCGCAGCAGCCAGCAGCCGUGCCGGCGGGGUCAGGAGACGACCUUCCAGAACCAGAACCUCCACUGGAACAUGACCCAACACCAGCUUUACUCCGGGCCGGGCCCGCACACAGAACCAAUGCUCAGCAUCACUCUGGAGAAAGGAGACAGCUUCGACCCCCACUGCUGAGCAGAACCGACUGAAGGACCGGUUCUGGCCCACAGAGAUUCCCUCAGACUAGGGAGCAGCUUUAGCUCAUCUCUGCACGGUGAAGUCGCCGCCGCUGAAGGGAAACAUCCGUAGAGCCGGACGGAAGCACGAUCCGAGCUGAACGCCAGAGCGGAUCUGCAGGUUCUGCUGGUUCUGUGCAGCUGAUGGAGUGCCUCCUGCUUCCCGGGCGGCGGAGUGAAGUUUGAGGCUGAAGCCGCAUCAGCUGUCCUGCUGGAACUGCACGAAAUUCAUUGUGGAUGUGACUUUUCUAUUGAAGUAUGGCCCCGCCCCCUUCCCGCUGGUUGAUGUAGUGCCUCUGAGCAACACCAGAAUGUUUUUACCGUUUGCUGCCUGGAUGCUCUCUGCCUGUCGACGUUGUGCUGCUGAAACCGGAUCCACGAUCCCGAAGUUCUACUGAGUUCUCCGUGAAAGCUCAAGAGUCAAAGAGCUUUCACGGAGUUUUUAAUGAUGGCCGAACGUUUACAGAUUUACUUUCAUCGGAGAACUGAGACCAAACCUGCUGUGACAGAACACCUGAACUGUCUCCUGAUGGAAACCUGAAACCUGUGAAGGCGGUUUUCUGGAGAGAACUGGUUACCGUGGUAACGGGACAAAAGAGAGGACGCCUCACAGUCCACCACACGCCGUGGUCACUGACAGAAACGGCGAUCUGAUGAGGGUGGUCGUCUGACGGGAACGGAGAUGAAAGCUGGGAGGAGGCGGAGAUGCUGACUCCUUCAUCUGACCUCACACCUGAUCGGGUCUCACCUGAUCGAGUCUCACCUGAACAAGUCUCACCUGAUCGAGUCUCACCUGAUCGAGUCUCACCUGAACGAGUCUCACCUGAUCGAGUCUCACCUGAUCGAGUCUCACCUGAACGAGUGUCAGCUGAUCGAGUCUCACCUGAACGAGUCUCACCUGAUCGGGUCUCACCUGAUCGGGUCUCACCUGAUCGAGUCUCACCUGAUCGGGUCUCACCUGAACGAGUGUCACCUGAACGAGUCUCACCUGAUCGAGUCUGACCUGAUCGGGUCUCACCUGAACGAGUGUCACCUGAACGAGUCUCACCUGAUCGAGUCUCACCUGAACGAGUGUCACCUGAACGAGUGUCACCUGAUCGGGUCUCAUCUGAACGAGUGUCACCUGAACGAGUCUCACCUGAUCGAGUCUCACCUGAACGAGUCUCACCUGAUCGAGUCUCACCUGAACGAGUCUCACCUGAUCGGGUCUCACCUGAACCGAUUGCAGCUGUCCUGUUUCCAGCUGUUUUCCAGGAACAGAUUUGGUUUUCUUCUCUGAACUGAGCGUCUGCGUCCUGCAGACGUCAGUGGAACCAGCUGCAGGAAGUUCACUUGGUGGUUUUCUGUCCUCAAAGAUCUUCUCCGCAGCAGAUGGUUUCUCGUCUGUUUUCUCCGGCUCCACGUCCAGCUUCCAUCUCCGUUCCCGCUCUGAACCUUCAUGUUCAUAACAGUCAUAUCCUAUUUUCUCUUUUUUAUGAUUUUUUGUCAAAUCCUGCUUGUGUGUUUGAGUGGAACAUCGACUCUGAAGGUUGAAAAUUGUGAUUUAACUUUAAAAUGUAAAGAAAACUAGAAAAAUUGCAUCACCUGCAAUGAUGCUAGUGCGGAUGCUUUCUGUUGAAUGUGGCCGCUAAAGAUGCUUUGGCAAUUUAAGAAAUUGCUAAAACAAUUUACUGAAAGUGAUAAAAUAAGUUGCAUAAUACCCCAACAUUUAAGCAUAACCCAGGACUCCGCCCAAAAAUGCUAACACGCUAGACUUUGCUAAAAUAUUACCUUGACUCCAAGUUAGCCCAAAGACAUCUCCAUAGAUGUCAAACCACAAAGCUAGCAUGUUCCUAAAAUAUUAGCUCGACCCAAAAUUAGCCCAAACCACUACAGUAGAUGCCAAAUUAUCCAAAAAAGCUAACAAGUUGCUAAUAUAUUAGCUUAAAACCAAAUUUGCAAAAAAAAAGCUAUAAAAAAUUGCAAAAAUUGCAUAAAAAAAGGUGAAACGUGUGAACACCAAUAAUGUAAGCAUGACUGUUCUGAACGAGCUGAACCUUUUGAUACCAAGAUCACAGAACUUUCAUAAAGUGUGAUUUAGUUGUUACGAGUCAAAAAACAUACAGAAGAAAAUACAAAGGAGCAGGACAAUCACUAUAGUGUGAAUGCUGCAAAACAAUCACACAAUUACAGUGAUUGUUUUGCUGCAUUCACGUUAUAGUGAUUCUGCUGCUCCUUUCUGUACAUUUUUCAGCACAUAAAAACUCAAACACUUUCAGAGAUUUCACCAAUCUCUGUAUUACAAUGUUCAGUUCGUCAGGACAUUAGUGCUUGUACUUUUGGUAUUUAUGAACUUUAUAGUUUUUGAAAUAUUGAGGAAAAUAUGCCCCAUAGGACAUGAUUGAGAAAGUCUUCAGAUUUCAAAGUUUUAAGUAGAUUAACAACAAACUUUUAAAUAUAUUCACAGGUUAUGGCUUCAUCUUUUCGAGGGAUUUUCUAAAAAUUUGGUAUUGAGCU